AUGAGCAUAAAUACGUUGAUAACAGGAAGUGAUAAUCUGGACGAGCAAUUAAGUGCUGUGGAAUUUAUCAAGACUUUAAGAAAGGUUGACGCCGCUGCCGAUGGAUUAAAGAGAUCUCAAGAAAGUGGUGAAUCGAGUGUGUCUGGGUCUUCCGAUAAAGUGGCCACACCCAAAAGCGAUGAUGACAAGAAAAAACUAAUAGAGAAGAAACCAAGCGCUUCCGAUUUGUUGGUGAAGAUGCGUAGUCGAUUCCAGCAUCGUGCCACGGAACCCGUAUUUCAUACAAUUACCAAUGCGUCGGAGGCUAGGGCAGCAUCGAGCAACAGUCGUCCAGAAGCGGCGGAUCAGACAACUCCCUGA
This is a messenger RNA of Necator americanus (New World hookworm), 360 nucleotides long. RefSeq lists its product as uncharacterized. Lineage: Eukaryota; Metazoa; Nematoda; Chromadorea; Rhabditida; Ancylostomatidae. The coding region runs from base 1 to 360 and encodes 119 amino acids. The record is from RefSeq and is a predicted model, not a curated record. The transcript has 5 exons.